Messenger RNA from Aspergillus vadensis CBS 113365, 347 nucleotides. RefSeq lists its product as uncharacterized. The record is from RefSeq and is a predicted model, not a curated record. Lineage: Eukaryota; Fungi; Ascomycota; Eurotiomycetes; Eurotiales; Aspergillaceae. The transcript has a single exon. Bases 124 to 312 code for a protein of 62 amino acids.
CUGCCAGGCAUCCUCAUUCUUAUGCAUAGUAAGACUACGGAGUCAUGGCGUCUGCUGCCUCCGUCCGUUCACUCCGUUGGAAAUCGGUAGUUAAGUACCUCCGUAGUGAAGAGUAAAUCUCCAAUGAGAGGAGAGAGAUUGUCAAAGACGGAAAUCCUUCAGCCCACUUCAGGGACCCUUUUUGCCGUGCGUUUCACAAGGUUAGUAGUGAUGGCUGUGAGUAGAUGGAACCAUUACACGAAGCACAUGGCUGAUCUGCCUUGCUGUCAUCUUCAACAAUUUCUUCUGCCUAUUAUACUGCCAAGACCUUGACAUCUCUCUCAACGACAUUGUUCUACUCUGGCAUU